Messenger RNA from Perkinsus marinus ATCC 50983, 1047 nucleotides. RefSeq lists its product as hypothetical. Bases 1 to 1047 code for a protein of 348 amino acids. The record is from RefSeq and is a predicted model, not a curated record. NCBI's taxonomy places the organism in Eukaryota, Perkinsozoa, Perkinsida, Perkinsidae. The transcript is spliced from 10 exons.
AUGCCUUUCUUCGAGGGUUAUAAGACUCUUCGUAGGAUUAAGGAAAGAAUUCGGGGAGUGCGGCGUAUGAAGGAAGAUCCUUUGGAGGGGGAGAGGGCCAUUGCUUCGGACUUCUUCGACCGCUGCAAGAUAUUCAACACUACUGUUGGCACUCUGUCGAAUGUUAUGGAGAAACUAGCGAGUGUCAACAACGAGUUGGUAGAAUCAACUAAGUCCUUCUACCCUAAUGACAAUCCGUACGCACCCAUAAGAGCUACUAUGAGCGAGGCUUUAGAGCACCUCAAGACCACCAUCCGGGGCCGAGGCAAUAAUCUGGAAGGCAUGAAGUAUGCAUCUGAGCAGCUGAUGAAGCAAGGGUUGGAUAUGAACACUAUGCUCACCGACCGGGACCGGGCUCAUAAUUUGAUGUCACAUUACGAAGUGAAAGUUAAGAAGCUGAAGGGCUCCAAGAAAACUCAUGCCGAGAAGAUGGAUAGGGUGUCCGGAGUACUAGCUACUCGUGAUAAGGAGUUCGCCACUCUACUGGGGCUGUUAUGCUCGUACUUGGCCACAAUAACAAGAGAGAUGGAGGAGUGCACGAAGCCACUGGGAGCCGUCUAUAAGAGGGUUGAGCUAAUCCAUGGCAGGAAUCGUGAAGGGAUGGAUGCCAACCCCUUCCCAUCUCCAUCUCUCAACCCGUUUGACGAAGUGAAUUCCGAAGUGACAGUAUUACGUGGUCAUCGCCAGUCAGGACAGCUUGGUCAUCAUGUGCCAGCUUCCCAGAGUGUUAAGACAGUGAUCACUCACCCGAGUAGCGAGGUCCAGCAGAAGACGCCUUCGGGUGUAUCUGUGGAAGUCAUUCCUGACGCUGGCACACCGACAACAGUGAAGCAUAUUUCGAGGGAUGAUGCCGAUGCCUUUGAUCCGGACGCUAUCAUGGAAGAGGAGACCAUCCGGGUGGGCGAGCAGAGCUCUGUCGGGAGUCUACCGGGCUCUGCUACUAAGCAGGAGGAGACACCUGAGGAGGAUGACAAGGAGAGCCACUUGAUGGACAUAAUCAAGGGAUAA